UACAGUAUUUUUUGUUUUCUAAUCUGUGAGUUGUGAACUGUAUUUUUCGAUUCUUAGUUUUCACUUUCCACUAAAUAUUGCUUUAUUUGGUAUUCAAAUUUUUAGACACAAUUUAGAAAUAUACGUAAACUUUAUUUAAGUCACAAUGCUAUUAACGAAUGUUUUAUUAAAGAAAGCUAAAAGCAAACACAUAAUGGUUUUAAUGGAGAGUGUAGUAUCUGGGCAUAAAUUCAAUUCAAUACGAGAGAGGCUUGGGGAUAAAUUGGAACUAAUUCGCUUUGACCCAUAUAUCCAACAUGAAAGUCUCUAUAAGGAAAGGAAGAAAAUAAGGAGUAUUAAAAAGUAAUAAGGAUAAAGGAAGUUUAAAAAAUUGUGUACACAUUCUAA
Molecule: messenger RNA, 387 nt
Organism: Pieris brassicae (large cabbage white)
Lineage: Eukaryota; Metazoa; Arthropoda; Insecta; Lepidoptera; Pieridae
Gene: mRpL33
Product: 39S ribosomal protein L33, mitochondrial
Exons: 3
Coding region: 146-346 (66 amino acids)
Biological process (GO): translation
Cellular component (GO): mitochondrion
Source: RefSeq, a predicted model, not a curated record